GGUAGUAAUUCAAAUUUAAUUUAAUUCUAUUGUAGUCUUACGGUCACAGUGCCAAUAAACAGUAAUGGCGAACAGAGUAACAAGAAAUUCCUACAAAAUAUUAACAAGGCAGCUUUCAACAGCCUUUCCAAAAUGUGACUUUAAGCCAAACACCUAUUCAGGUCCAUCUUUCCAAAAGACGAACAAAAUAAAAGCUGACCACAUAGCACCAGCUAUAUGUAAUAUCUACAAGCGACCAUUGGUACUUCAUCAGGGACACAUGCAAUGGCUUUUCGACCACGAUGGAAGACGAUACCUCGACCUCUUUGGAGGAAUCGUAACAGUAUCGGUAGGCCAUUGCCACCCUAAAGUAUCAGCUGCGCUGCACGAACAGAUAGACAGUCUCUGGCACGUAACAAACAUUUAUAGACACCCGAAAAUCUAUGAAUACGUUGAAAAACUUAUUGCUAAGUUUCCUGGGGAUUUAAAGGUAGUAUAUCUAGUAAACAGCGGUACAGAAGCAAACGAUCUCGCAUUACUCCUUGCCAAGGCUUACACGGGCAGCAAUGACGUCAUAUCGUUACAAAGUUGUUACCAUGGAUAUUCCAGUACUGUAAUGGGUUUAACAGCCACGCAGUCUUACCGAAUGCCCAUUCCGGUACCCUCUGGUAUGCAUCAUGCAAUGCUACCAGAUCCCUAUAGAGGCAUUUGGGGUGGUUGCCGAGACUCCAUUUCUCAGGUGAAAAAUUCGUGCGCCUGCGCAGGUGACUGCGUGACUUCUGAUAAAUACGUUCAUCAACUCUCAGAGCUUUUAGAAAAUUCAGUGCCUGCUGGCAGAGUUGCAGCAUUUUUCGCGGAAUCUAUCCAGGGAGUAAAUGGCGCAGUUCAGUUUCCAAAGGGAUAUAUUAAGAAAGCAGUUGAAUUGAUAAGGAAACAUGGAGGUCUUUUUGUUGCUGAUGAGGUGCAAACCGGCUUUGGUCGCACAGGCGACGCAUUUUGGGGAUUCCAGAACCAUGGUGUCCAACCAGAUAUAGUCACCUUGGCUAAGGGAAUCGGUAAUGGAUUUCCACUCGGUGCAGUUGUCACAACAAAGGCAAUAGCCGAAGCUCAUACCAAAAGUUCUUAUUUUAAUACUUUUGGAGGUAAUCCAAUGGCCGCUGCUGUUGGGAAAGCUGUUUUGGAGGUUAUUGAAGAGGAAGGACUUCAACAAAACUGCAAAGAAACUGGGCGAUAUUUUCUAGAACAAUUAAUGGAGUUACAAAACUCCCAUCCUGUGAUCGGUGAUGUUCGCGGUAAAGGUUUAAUGAUAGGACUAGAGUUAGUAGAACCGGGCACGAAGCAGCCAUUAAAUUCGGGUGACGCGAGUGAAAUCCUGGAAUCGAUCAAAGAUUUGGGUAUCCUAAUUGGAACUGGCGGACGAUGGCGUAAUGUACUGAGAAUAAAACCGCCCAUGUGCAUCAACAAAAAAGAUUUCACUUCCAAAGUAAUUAAAUGUGAAGAAACUAAGGAGCCAAUAGUUGAAUAUGGAAAGGUGUCCAAAUUUGAAGGUUUCCAAAUAACCUUAGAGAAUACAAUACUCUUCCCAGCAGGCGGAGGCCAGCCUUUUGAUUUAGGCUGGUUAAAUGAUGUAGAAGUAUUGCAAGUGCUUCGGAAAGGAGAUCAAGCUAUUCAUUUUACUCAGCAACCAAUUGAAAUUGGUACGGAUGUAGUACAGAAAAUUGAUUGGUCGAGACGGUUUGACCAUAUGCAGCAACACUCAGGUCAACAUUUAUUAUCUGCAAUAUUGGAAAGAGAUCACAGUUUACCCACGACCAGCUGGUGGUUGGGUGGCGAUGAAUGUUUCGUUGAGCUUGAUUCAACAUCCGUCAGUGAUGAAACGGUACAGGUUGCUGAAGAACAGUGCAACAAACACAUACGUUCGGCCACACCUGUCACAGUCAAAUUUUUAAAAGCAAAUGAUCCUGAUUUAAAUGAAGCACACACAAGAGGGCUGCCUAAGGACUGCAUGGAUACAAUACGCGUUAUAUGCAUCGGUGAUAUUGACGAGAAUUUGUGCUGUGGAACACAUGUUACUAAUUUAAGUCAGUUGCAAAUGAUAAAACUAUUAGGCGUCGAACCGGGGAAGAAAGGCAAGACAAAUCUCAGGUUCCUUGUAGGUAAUCGUGUUACGAAAUCUUUCCAAAGGAUGUUGGACAGGGAGAAGGCUCUAAUAGGAUUAUUGAAAAAUGAACCAGUGAAACAUGAGGAAUUAGUGUCUAAACUACAGAGAAACUUGAAAAUAACAAAUAAGAAUUUACAAAAUGUCCUGUCAGAGUUAGCUCAAUAUGAAAUUGACAAAAUAAGAAAUACUCAACCAACACCAAAAUAUUUAUUUAUGUUUAAAAAGGAGGCUAACUCUGACUUCAACCGAGCUAUUUGUAAAGGUUUGGAAAAUGAAGACAUAUUUGUUUUUGUCGCGUCCGAAGACCAGGAUAAGCCAAAAGAAGGUCAAAUUAUUAUACAGGGUGCUGAAAGUGACUUUAAAGCCUUAGGACAACAAAUAACUGAUUUACUUAAAUGUAAAGGAGCCUUUAAGAAUGGUAAAUUUCAAGGGAAAGCCGGAGACUUGGGAGGUAUUAAUAAAUGUAAGAUGUUGAUAGAAGAUUACUUUAAUAAUGUUGUGUGAUAUAAAUAAUUAUACUAAAAAUAAUAAA
This is a messenger RNA of Vanessa tameamea, 2672 nucleotides long. RefSeq names its product alanine--glyoxylate aminotransferase 2, mitochondrial. Gene Ontology annotation, biological process: glyoxylate catabolic process; alanyl-tRNA aminoacylation. The coding region runs from base 65 to 2644 and encodes 859 amino acids. The transcript is spliced from 17 exons. The record is from RefSeq and is a predicted model, not a curated record. Gene Ontology annotation, cellular component: mitochondrion. Gene Ontology annotation, molecular function: nucleic acid binding; alanine-tRNA ligase activity; ATP binding. Lineage: Eukaryota; Metazoa; Arthropoda; Insecta; Lepidoptera; Nymphalidae.